AUGGCGGACUCUUCCGAAAUACAGUCCAAACCGGAUGCAGAACUACAACGAAGCAAACGCGACCAACAAGAUUCGUCCUUUUUAGAAACUCUCGUGCCGAUUCCCGACUUCUUCUUUAACAUCAAAGCGGAGAUCGAACCCAUCGGCGGGUCGAAAUGGCGCAUUCGUAUAUUUGGAUACAUCUUGUAUUUCAUCACUCUAUGCGUGAUGUUUGGAUCUUUCGCGUACUACUCGCUUCCCGCGCAGCGCGUGAGCUUGGAGUCUAUCGUCACCUCGGAAUGGCAAAAGCCCGGCUUUGUGUGCAAGCCCCUCCAGAAGACCACUUUGCACGGUCUGAGCACGGACUGGAGUUUCGAUGAGUGUCUUGCAAAUGUGAAACCCCCUGAUACGACGAACGUCAAGGCGGCGACCAAACACGCCAAUAAUGUCCACUACGACUAUGACUUUGCGAGCGACGGCGACUCGAACAAAGGCGUCAUAAGCUUUUACGACGAAAGGUAUGCAUCCUCUGUUUUGCAGAAAACCAACCAAGCAUCUGAGGACUGGAAACGUGAUGGAUAUUCGUGCUAUCCUGAACCGCCGUACGACAAUACUUAUAAUUUGAAUUAUAACUACACUGAAUGUUUCGAUGCCGUAAAGGUUCCAGGAGAAGAUUCAGUAACCUCUACUACGAGUUCCUCCGAUUCUUUCGCUUACUAUCCUUUCGGAACCGAUAAUCUGGAAUAUGCUUACGGUAACGCUAACGUUUACCGGAGAUUGGAAAAUAUUCAUUGUUGCACGAGGUGGUGUGGUCCCCUCCUUCCAGGAGGAGCCAGAGUCGCGAACGGAGAUCCAGGAGUGCGUGUCAAGGCAAGUUAUUGUGCAUCAUCAUCAUCACUUGACCUAGAAUCUGCCAUUUCGGCUUGGAAGGAGAUUCUUGAAACGCCGGCCGACCAGUAUGGCAGCUUCGGCAACCAGUUGAUUUGCUCAGUGUUCAAACUCAACGGCAACGGUUUCCGCUGCUUCGACAAGCCCAAACCCCCGACCACCAAGGAGCUCGCGAUUCAACGCUACGCCUCGGAAUACCCGCCCGCGACCAUCUGCGCGCCGCUCAAGCUCAACAGCCCUUUUCAGUGCGCCCGCAACGUGGAGGUGCCCGCGACGACGCGACUGAGCCUUUCGGUGGCCGCGGCGCAGGCUGUGUUUGCGCUCACAGGCAUCGCGCUGGUGGCGCUGCUGAGGAAAUUCCAGAAGCCGUCAACAACGACCUCGGAGAGCUUGUCGACUGAUGGCGAUCUGCGUUCCAUGAUGCGAAAGCUUCGAAAUGAGUUUCACUCGACGUGUGAUCAGCUUCGCACCGGCCAGGACCAGCUACGCACCGGCCAGGACCAGCUACGCACCGGCCAGGACCAGCUACGCACCGGCCAGGACCAGCUACGCACCGGCCAGGACCAGCUACGCACCGGCCAGGACCAGCUACGCACCGGCCAGGACCAGCUACGCACCGGUCAAGGCAGGCACGAGGAGCUCAUUCAAAAGCUCCUGAGCAAAGAAGGUGGUCGUUAG
Molecule: messenger RNA, 1545 nt
Organism: Micromonas commoda
Lineage: Eukaryota; Viridiplantae; Chlorophyta; Mamiellophyceae; Mamiellales; Mamiellaceae
Exons: 1
Coding region: 1-1545 (514 amino acids)
Source: RefSeq, a predicted model, not a curated record